UCUAAUACGUCCGGGAAAAGGGAGCAAAGGAGCACAUUCUUUAAUCCGAUUUAUGUGCAAUGGUAUCCCAGGAUAAGUGGCGCAUUGAUCCACUGUACAAUUUUUGUGGGGGUAAAUAUAAUCACGUGUCGGCGAGGCAGCCAAUCGCAGCCAGGCAAGCGUUGAGAAAUAAUUACCUGCCUUGAUUGUUCUAUGGCUAGAUAAAAAAGUACACAUACACUCCAUAUAAUAAUCGGAUGCAUGUAAAAGAGUCGGGGAGGCUUCGACAUGUCGACCACGGGUCCCAUAAGUAAUUAUUAUGUGGACUCCUUGAUCAACCAUGAGAACGAGGAUGUCCUUGCCGCUGCAACUCGCUUUUCGGCUCCCGGUUCGCACCCAGCCGGCCCUCGUCCGCCGUCUCUAGUACCGGAGUGUGCCGACUAUCCUUCCUGCAGCUUCGCACCCAAGGCACCCGUCUUCUCCACCUCCUGGGCCCCCGUACACUCCCAGUCAUCAGUGGUUUACCAUCCAUACAGUCACCAACCGCACUUAGGCACAGACUCGAGGUAUAUGCGGUCAUGGCUGGAGCCGAUAUCAGGCGCCGUGCCUUUCCACGGCUAUCCGGGGAGCGGCAGGCACUAUGGGCUGAAGCCCGACGCCUUCCAGGAGCACAGAGCCGCGGAGUGCCUCGGCUCCAGCGGACGGACCUACACGGAUUAUCUGUACUGCUCGUCCACUGACACGCGGGACAAGACGCAGCAGAAUAUCCCCUCUCCCGAGUCGGAGCUGCUGGCUUCAGGAAAACAUAAAGACGAGAAGCCGGAGCUAGAUCCGAAUAACCCAGUGGCAAAUUGGAUACACGCCCGCUCCACGAGGAAGAAGCGAUGCCCUUACACAAAGUACCAGACUCUCGAACUGGAAAAGGAGUUUUUGUUCAAUAUGUAUCUGACUAGAGACCGCCGGUUCGAGGUGGCCCGGGUCCUGAAUCUGACCGAGAGGCAGGUCAAAAUCUGGUUUCAGAACCGGCGGAUGAAGAUGAAGAAAAUGAACAAAGAGAAGAGCGACAGCAAGGAACAAUAAUGUGGACUGCGUUCAGACAAAAAAAUAAUCAAACCAUAAUAAUAACCACUAGUCACAUGGACAGCACAGAUGUUCCCCCUUAAAACACACGCUGAACCCCUCUUCUUCUCCUCCUCCUCCUCCUCUUCUUCCUCCUUUCCUCUUCAUAUUUAUCACUUUGUUGGAUUUAUUUUUUUGUAUUAACCUUAACUUCGAGACUGUUUGAUGAUGAUUAUGUUUAUAUUUUUCCAGUGCACAUUUUUGUGUGUGUGUCGAGCGUUAAAGAGAGAAAAAAAUCAAGACAAAAAAAAAACAAAACAAACUUGUAAGGAGAAAAUUACAUUCUGCUUUCACUUCGAAAUACCUUUGUGUUGUUGUUGUUUUUUUUUUAAUGUAAGAGAAAUUAUACACGUUGCAGUUUGGACACGUUAAAACUGUCUGAAGAAAGAGAAUACUUGAAUUCUUUUUGAAUUUCACAAAAAAGCCCAUAAUUUAUGAUGUGAAUGUAUUUUCCUUCAUGUUUAUUUUCUUUGUACUUUGUCGUGCAGGUGUAGUAUUUUGUACAGAAAACGGAACAUCUGCGACUCGUAUGUCUUGUAUUUUUGUGAUAGUUGUUGCUGUAUUUGUGCUUUUUUUUCCCCUUUUUUGUUUGUUUGUGUUUUGUUUUUGUUUUUUUGACUGUAGCCAACGAGUUUAAAUAUAGAGUGUAGAUAUAGAUCUCUGCAAAUAUAAAACUAAUCACUAA
This is a messenger RNA of Acanthopagrus latus (yellowfin seabream), 1783 nucleotides long. It is a transcript of the gene hoxc9a, whose product is annotated as homeobox C9a. The record is from RefSeq and is a predicted model, not a curated record. Lineage: Eukaryota; Metazoa; Chordata; Actinopteri; Spariformes; Sparidae. Gene Ontology annotation, molecular function: DNA-binding transcription factor activity, RNA polymerase II-specific; RNA polymerase II cis-regulatory region sequence-specific DNA binding. Gene Ontology annotation, cellular component: nucleus. Gene Ontology annotation, biological process: proximal/distal pattern formation; anterior/posterior pattern specification; regulation of transcription by RNA polymerase II. The transcript is spliced from 2 exons. Bases 268 to 1059 code for a protein of 263 amino acids.